AUGUCCCGACGCAUCAACUACUUCCAAGAACUCGGCGUCGCCAGAUGCCAGGAUAUCUUCACGAGCAGGCACGCAUACAGUACCAGCUGGAUCACCAACGAUAUUGGAUGCUUCCUCUUCCAAGGGUCGCGCAACCAAGAUGACUACAGUCUGAUCAAAGCCAAGCCCCAGGACUGCAGGCACCUCACCGGCCGACAAGGCAACAAGUCCUACCUCCUCCACAUCAUUGCUUGGAUAUCGAGGACUCAGCGAAGCCAGGCACUCGACCAGCACGGCAACAUCAACACGCGGUACCAGAUCUCUCAUCUCUGCGGCAACAGGAAUUGCUUCAACCCUCAGCAUCUCCACGAAGAAGAAGCCACCGUCAACAACAGGCGCAGGUACUGUGGCGAUCCUGUCGUUUGCAUGGAACAUGGCCACGAGCUGGUCAACCUGUGCAAACACAUCCCCAGGUGCAUCAAGGAGAAGACUCCGAAUUCAUUCUGCUACCUGUCAACCAAGGAGACCAAGGCCGUCUGGGGUGCUGGCUCCGCGAAGAGUGGCCAGUUUCCCAGUUUGGUGGUUGAGGUUCCCCGUAUGCAUCAGAGUCAUAAGAGUCACCAGCGUCUCUCCAACCGCAACCGAGCGAGGAUCCCGAACUCAUCAACUGCCGGAUCAAGCUUGGCUGGAGCGCUUGCACCACGCCAAUAUUCACAAAGUAGAGUAUACUACUCGCGAGGCAGGCGAAGAGCAUUGAACAGCUCCAAGAUUCUGCAAAUCCAGCGCGGGCAUUGA
This is a messenger RNA of Pochonia chlamydosporia 170, 774 nucleotides long. Its product is annotated as zinc-binding loop region of homing endonuclease domain-containing protein. NCBI's taxonomy places the organism in Eukaryota, Fungi, Ascomycota, Sordariomycetes, Hypocreales, Clavicipitaceae. The transcript has 2 exons. Bases 1 to 774 code for a protein of 257 amino acids. The record is from RefSeq and is a predicted model, not a curated record. Gene Ontology annotation, molecular function: endonuclease activity.